AUGAGUGCUGAGGCGAAUCCGAAUCCAUUUCCUUCAUCGGCAACCGAUCCAGGUGGAAACGAAGCCGUGGCCGUCGGUGCCACGGACCAGGAUGGUGACGGCGCCGGACCGAAUGGAGCAGUACAGCAGGCGAACGGCGCCAUACCCGACCUGCCUCCACCGAAUGCCGCUGGGAAACAACCUCUCGUUAGACGGUUGUUUCGACGACAGAAUCGUGUACACAACACCUACGAAGCACAGACGGCCAAGUACGGCCUCGGCGGAAACGUCUCCGAGCCGACUGCACCGCCGACUACGGACGAGCAACCAGUUGAAGGCAGAAACGGCUUACCGUUGCAACGAUCGCUGUCAGUGAAGGAGUCGGCUGCUCAACCGGGUGUGUCGAUACGGGAAAUGUGCUCUGUGCAAACGGAUUCAAAUUGA
Molecule: messenger RNA, 423 nt
Organism: Angiostrongylus costaricensis
Lineage: Eukaryota; Metazoa; Nematoda; Chromadorea; Rhabditida; Metastrongylidae
Source: the annotation of a GenBank genome assembly